Messenger RNA from Monomorium pharaonis (pharaoh ant), 2123 nucleotides. RefSeq names its product odorant receptor 4. Gene Ontology annotation, molecular function: odorant binding; olfactory receptor activity. NCBI's taxonomy places the organism in Eukaryota, Metazoa, Arthropoda, Insecta, Hymenoptera, Formicidae. Gene Ontology annotation, biological process: sensory perception of smell; detection of chemical stimulus involved in sensory perception of smell. Bases 741 to 2048 code for a protein of 435 amino acids. The transcript has 7 exons. The record is from RefSeq and is a predicted model, not a curated record. Gene Ontology annotation, cellular component: plasma membrane.
AUAAGUAAUAUAAAUAUUAUAAUAAUUUAAUGGAAAAUAUUAUAAAAUCUUUUUUAAAUUUCUUCUUCUAGUCUGCGCCUACUAUUUAUUAUAUUUUGAUUUAUUAUAUUUUGAACGUACAAUUUUCUCCGUGCAUAAAGCAUUACGUUUUAAAAUAAUGUAUCAAAUAUAUCUCGUUUUAUUUUAAAAUAUUUCAUAUAAAACAAUUAAAUUUGUAGUGCAGGAUCACGUAACGAACUAUACGUUGGAAUUAUAAUGCCAGAUAUCGAGUGUAUCAGCACAAGGCAGCCGAAAGUAAAAAAAAAAGAGCUGUAAAACUCUUAUCGUUACGUAAGACGAGUGACAGACAGUUUUCUCGCAACGAACAUAUAUUUUUACUACGAACAGAAACGAGAGCCCGUAUCUUCUGUUUGUCGGCCUUACGAGCGCGUUCGCCGCCGUGUGCGUACAAUCUACCGAUAAAACUACACUCACGCUUCGCGAGACCGUCCGUGAGAGCCAUAACCGUGUACGUACAUACGCGAGUCUCAGGUCGUCUGACGUAACGUACGUAAUUGUCCGGUGUACAUGUAUCCGGGGAAUAUGCGAAACAAGAGCCGCCUUAUGUUCCUCACGUACUUGCGCGAAACCCGUCGUGUCUCUCUCCCCGUGCGAAUGAACCUUAUCCUUUAAGGCGUAGGAUUGAUUCCCGUUUCGAUUUUUCAGGCACGUCUUCGCCCGUCCCACUUCACUCGCCAAACAUGCAUCGCGAGAUCGAGGACGACAAGACGCGCAGGAGAGGAGACGCGAUAUCUCUAGAGUAUUACAUCGCGCACUUGCUUCUGGUACUCGAGUGCGCCCGUAUUUGGCCCGUCAAGUCGUUUUCGCGACUUAAAGCAUCACUUUCCACGGGAGGGACGAUUAUCUUUAUAACGAUAAACUCCUUGCUCCUGCUCUCGGAAAUAGUGGCGGUUAUGAUAAACAACGAUCUGACGUUAUUUGCCAACAUCAUCGGGGUGAUCAGUAUGCACGGUGUGGGCUUGGUAAAGUGGUGUUAUUGUAUACGGAAAAACAGAGAGAUCGUCGAUAUCGUGACGAAGUUAAAAAGAUGCCACACGCUUUGUCAACGACUCGAUAACAGCGAGGAAGGAUGUCGAAUAUAUAGAGACAAAAUGGAAUAUGUGCGCAAAUAUUCCAAUAUCUUCAUACAGUGGUGGACAAUUACUUGCAUUUACGGCGUUCUACAUUGGUGUGCCAAUCCAUUACUCUUAGAAUGGUCAUUCCAGACAAGCUCGUUUAAUCAUACAUUUAAACAAAGAAAUUUACCAUUUGUCGGGUGGUAUCCGCUGAACACCAACGAUUUUUAUAAUUACGUUUGCUUGUAUCUCGUGCAGAUAAUCGGCGGAAUAUCUCCUGCGCUUGGUAUUGUUUGCUAUGACAGUUUUUAUGUUACAAUGCUGAUGGCCAUCUGCGUGCAAUUUCAAUAUAUCAACAUUGUACUGACAAAAAUCAAUUCUGAUAACAAGCCAGAGGCCAUGUCUAAUCUCGAUAGCACGUUAAAGAACUGUGUGAACUGUCAUGUGGAAAUUAUAAGAUUUCUAAAAAUACUGCAAAACUUUAGUGGCCCAACAAUGUUCGUGCAAUGCAUCGAAACGUUAAUUAUCCUUUGUUUAGUAUCGUUUGAAGCGUCAGUGAUUAAAAUUGCGAUUGACAUGGUGUCUGUUUUGAAAUUAUGGGCUCUACUAGAAUAUUUUUUAUGCGCUGCUUUUCAAUUGUACGUCUUCUGUUUCUUUGCCACUCAAAUCAAACAUUUGGGUUUACAAAUGACGCACUCGGUAUAUUGCUGUGAAUGGGAGCUUGUAAGCUUUGGAAAAAGAGAACAAUUUAGAAAGCAAUUAAAACGUGAUGUUGGUCGAUUGGUGCAAACCAUUACAAUACAGGCACAGAGGCCAAUUGUUUUAACCGGCGGUCCAUUUUACGUUCUUUCAUUAGAAACUUUCAGAGUUAUAAUGAGUAUGGCAAUGUCAAAUUCUGUAAUGUUGCGUACAAUACAUGAUAGAGAUGAAUGAACUAGAAAUAAAUAACUAUCUAUAUGUUUCUUGAUUUUUAAUAUAUGAGCUUGCAUUAUCUGAUAACAGUAAUAA